Myzus persicae (green peach aphid) is the source of this 924-nucleotide messenger RNA. RefSeq names its product protein FAM166B-like. The transcript has 7 exons. Lineage: Eukaryota; Metazoa; Arthropoda; Insecta; Hemiptera; Aphididae. The record is from RefSeq and is a predicted model, not a curated record. Bases 217 to 921 code for a protein of 234 amino acids.
GUACUUCCAAUACGCAGAAGUAUGGAACUGCAGAAACUAGGAAAAAGGGAAAAUCUGUAUUCAGAACUCAGAAGUAAGUGAAGGAGGAAGCUUGUUUGUCGUUGAACAUUGAUCUGUACAACAAAAAUAAUAUCGUACAUUUGAAAAUUGAAAAAUUUUAAUAAACUCCUUUUCCACUGUUAUAUAGAAUUUAAUUUUGCCAAAACCGAAUUUGAAAUGGUAAUAGAAUGCAAUAAAAAAGAACGAGAAAAACUUUUCAGCCAGUCUAAUGGUGCAUUAUUACCGGGGUACACUGGCCAUUGUCCGACAUUGAAAUUUCGGUUUGGGAAACGAUAUGGAGCUAAUACUUUAGACAUUAUUCAGGAACUUCGUGAGAAAGGAGUGUUAAAACAAUGUGAUUUAAAAAAUGUGUACCUGAGAGAUAGUCCAUUAGAUGAAUUACCUCCAAAACCAAUUACAAGUGAUUUAAAAAUUAAUAUUGACAAAGAACAAGAAACGAUCAAUAAUUAUCAAAGAUAUAUUUUAGGCUAUACCGGAUAUAUACCUGGGAUGCAUUUUCGGUAUGGCAAAACUUUUUGUAGACUUGCUCAAGAAUGUGAAGACAACAUGCUUGUCAAAUUAUCGUCAGAACAAAGUCGAAAAGCUAUCGAUAGACCUGUUCGUUUUUUGCCUCCAAAAAUGGUUCCAGAUAAAGCCAACAUGCGUCUACAACAUACUUUGAAUAAAUACAAAAGAAGCAAAGAUUUUAAAGAUCAUAAAGUGUCUUCUGAAUUGCCACCUAUAGCUGGUUAUACAGGUCAUAUUCCAAGACUCAAAGUAUCUAAUAUUUCAGUGAGUCUACCUUUUCAUCACUCAGCCAAACUUGGAUUGUCGGUCUUGAAACAAGACAACGGAAAUGCUGUCAAACAACACACUAGAUAAUUU